Messenger RNA from Besnoitia besnoiti, 1890 nucleotides. RefSeq names its product transporter, major facilitator family protein. The transcript has a single exon. Gene Ontology annotation, molecular function: transmembrane transporter activity. NCBI's taxonomy places the organism in Eukaryota, Apicomplexa, Conoidasida, Eucoccidiorida, Sarcocystidae. The coding region runs from base 1 to 1890 and encodes 629 amino acids. Gene Ontology annotation, biological process: transmembrane transport. The record is from RefSeq and is a predicted model, not a curated record.
AUGGACGCCUCGGCGGACCACACCACACGGGUCUCGAUGCCUCUGUCGCCGCGAGCCGUGCCUGGCCUCAGUGUCGCUGCAUGUGAAGGCGCAGUUGAGGCCGCUGCUCCGCCCGCGAGUCUCGUGGGUGGUCAGAACGGGGGCGCGGAGGCCUCAAGCCGCUCCGGCAGCGCGGUCGGGGAGCUCGCCUUGAAUCCGGCUGAAACCCCGACUGCGUGGCUGCCCUCCAUCCCACUGCUUCCCGCGGACGGCCUGGAGGCCGAGGCGAAGGCCGCGUCCGCGCGCGAGCCAGUGACUGGCGCGCAGGCUGCAGCCGAGCAGCGGCGGCCCUUCAACCUCAGUCGCUACGUGCUUCUCGUGGUGUACGUCCUCUACACGUUUGCCUCGGCGCGCGUGCUCUUUGGCUGGCCGAAUUUGUCUUCCAUGCUGUUUCGCGCGGGCGCCUUCUCGUGGCUCUGUCGCGGCGAGCCGCUCGUGGAGGACAAGCGCUACUUGUGCCGCGCGCAGGACAGCGCUGUGCAGUUUCUCUUCACAGUCGGGAUCGCGGUCGCCUUCUGCUUCUCGCUGGGCGCGGGGCUGCUGAUGGACUUCCGGGGGCCCAAGGUCUGCGCGUGCGUUGGGCAGCUGAUGAAUACCCUGGGGUGGAUUCUUCUGGGCGUCGCGGGCGAGUCCUGCCAGACCUACAUCCCAGGCGUGCUGUGCCUCGCGCUCGGCGCCGACGCCGGCUACUUGCCCGCGCUGAACAUCAGCAACUUGUUCCCGGGUCAUGAAGGACUGGUGAUUGUGACGAUGAGUGCAGCCAUGUCUGCGUCCUUUUCGGUGCCCACUAUCAUGGACGCCUCGUGGCGCAGCAAUCCGAACCAGUCUUUCUUCUCCAUCUGCUUGGCGUACGCGCUUGCGGGGACCGGCCUCUGCUUCCUUGUCGCGCUUUUCCUGUUCCCUGCGCAAAGCUACAAGUCCCAGGAAGAGCUGGCGCAGAAAAUCCGGCAAGAAAACCAGGAGCGCGAGCGAGAGGCGCAGAACGAACUUGCUGAGCGUCCCCCGCUGGAGAAGCACAAGUCCGACGCAACAGCUGCGCAGACAGCGGCGCCUGGGGCUUCGUUGGAGGAGAGCAUGGAGGCCAGUCCGGAUGCGACCGGCGCUUCCUCUCAGCAGGGACUGGCGAGUCCCGCAGCAGGAGACGCGCAGAAGGCAGACCGUGCGGAAGACGCCGGAGUGGGUGUGGCCUUUGAGGCCGCUCGCUGCAUUCCCUUUUCCAAGCAGAUCCGGUCGCCGUACUUUUACUGCUUCUACAUUUACUGGCCGCUCAACGCGCUGUUCUACAACUUCUACAUGACGUCGGCGGAGAACUUGUUCAACGCGGAGAUCAACGACCUCCUGGGCAUUCUGGGGCCCUUGUCGAUGAUUCCCUCGAUCCUCCUCGGCAAAGUCGCAGACAUGUGGGGGGUGAUGUCGCUCGUCCUCUUCAUCAUCACGUCGGGCGUGCUCAUGUACGCCUUCGCGAUCCCCAAGUCGCUGUUUUGCUACUACGUCAGCGCAGUGUUUUCGUGUCUGUAUCUCUCGAACUUCAGUGGGCAGAUGUACGCCUACAUGGGCGACACGUUCAGAUCCACAGACUUUGGGAAAGUCGUGGGCGUCACGAGUGCAACCGGCGGGCUCCUCUCGCUGCUGCGGAUUCCGCUACACGACGCACUCACCGUGCGCGUCUUGGACGGGGACUACUUCUACGCCUGCGUCACCAUGCUCGGCCUCGCGCUCAUUUGCUUCUGCCUCGCGCUCCACCUCUUCUUCCUCAAGCGGCGGUGGCCUAAGGCUUACCUCACGCGCCCCGCGCAAGUGGAGCCCGCCGCGGAGCCUGGCGACUUAGUUCUCGUCGCUGUCGAGGGCUGA